AUGUUGAGUCUUGCGCCAAAUUCAAGCACAAAGCCACAUCUGACAAGUGAAGCGGUAAUAUGGUGGUUCAGGACUGCCACGCGGGUUGUCCAAGAGUUCGAGGACGUGUGCGAGCAGACUGGGGUGACUCUUAGCCGCUACUGCAUCGAGCUCGCCAACCGCGGAAUCAUCGAUUCGGAUUUGGACUCCAUCUUCAACUCGAUCCGCGAGGCUGCCAAGGUGAUCAGCAAGCUGGUCAACACUGCUCCGCUGAAGCAGGCGGAGCUUUUGGGACUGGAGGGCGAAGUCAACGUUCAAGGGGAGGACCAGAAAAAGCUGGAUGUCAUCACCAACGAUGUGUUCAAGAACGCGUUGCGCUACACAGGCAAACUGGGGACAUUGGCUUCCGAGGAGGAGGACGAGCCAGUGGAUGCCUCCUGGCCACCCGGCAAAAUUCCCUUGAUCAUGUUCGAGUUUCCGCGGCCGCGCAACGUCGAUGCGGGCAUUCCUGUGGGCACCAUCUUUGGAGUUUUCGAGGAGCCGGACCCUGCGGAGUGUGAGCUGCCAGCGGAUCUUUCCAAGGGCCUCUCCGAGGAGCAGCAGAAGUGCUUGGCUGGAACAUUGCAGCCUGGCAAGUCCCUGGUGGCUGCGGGCUAUGUGCUCUACUCUGCCUCCACCGAGCUGGUGCUGACCUUCGGCAAGGGCGUCGUUGGCUUCACUUUGGACACAAGCAUUGGGGAGUUCGUCAUGACCCGGCCUUCGAUCAAGAUCCCAUCCCGUGGCAAAAUCUACUCCGCCAACACCGGCAAUAUCGCCGAGUGGGAUGAGCCCAUGAGGCAGUACAUUGAAGACAUCCGCGCGGGCAAAGGUGAGUCUGGCAAGCCGUACUCGCUGCGCUACAUCGGCUCCAUGGUGGGAGACAUUCACCGCACGCUGCUCUAUGGCGGCAUUUUUGCUUACCCCGCGGACACCAAGAACCAGGAUGGCAAGCUCCGGCUGCUCUACGAAGGUGCCCCCAUGUCUUUCAUCAUGGAGCAGGCUGGCGGCAAGGCCAUCACCGGACACAGCAGGGUGCUGGACAUUCCCCCAGCUGCUUGGAUUUGA
Effrenium voratum is the source of this 1083-nucleotide messenger RNA. Lineage: Eukaryota; Dinophyceae; Suessiales; Symbiodiniaceae. The record is from the annotation of a GenBank genome assembly.